Zerene cesonia (dogface butterfly) is the source of this 1008-nucleotide messenger RNA. RefSeq lists its product as uncharacterized. Lineage: Eukaryota; Metazoa; Arthropoda; Insecta; Lepidoptera; Pieridae. Bases 261 to 971 code for a protein of 236 amino acids. The transcript is spliced from 3 exons. The record is from RefSeq and is a predicted model, not a curated record.
ACGUUGUUUGUAGACAUUGUUGAAAAACGGUCGCAUUGUUCGUUUGUUUAUAAUCUGUGGCUUAUUUUCAAAUUUAAAAAUUUGGAAUAUUUAUAUUUUUUCUAAGGGCUAUGAAAACAACACUUCUUUGAGUUUGUUUUCUGAAAUACACAUCGUUUAUCUAUAAAAAAACUGCAAUAAUAAUAAAUUUGUCGAUAUUUUAUCCUUAGGAUAGCUACUUCUUAGACAAACCGCAGUUCAUCCUGAGAAUUUAUAAAAAUAUGGAUUCUAUUACAAGCACUGAAGAUAUGUUGAUUCAGACCAAAGGAAGACAAGAGAAUAUAUUAUUAGAAAUAAUCAAGGAAGUUUGCAGCGUCUCUAACUCUCAAUUGUCUACAAAAGUCGUUGGAAAAGUUAAUAGAAUAAUCGCCGAUUGUGACCUAAUUCAUUAUUCAAGUCUUCACAAACUUAGUACUGCUGAUGAAAGUACAGCAACUGUUUUAGGUUUUAUGAAUCAAUCUGUAGUAGAGCUUACUUUUGAUGAACAAAUAGAAUUAAACAAUGCUAUAUUACAUAAAAUUCAAUCAAAGCUACCUGAAUUUAAUGCUGAAUUGGAAAAACUACAACAGUCAAUGGGAGCUAGGAAUUCAAGAAAAGCUGAAAUACAAACAUUACAAAGAAGUCUGGACGAGAAAUUGAAUGUAUUGAAAGAACAAGAGGGAGAAAAGGUUGAUUUGAUGAUGGAAUGGUUAAAUCAUAGACUUCAACAUGUGUCUACAUUUAGCUCUAACUCUACAGAACACUUAACUUUGAAGACUAAAAUACUUGAAAUGAAGUCCAGAAUACUACAUCUACAAAUCUUACAGAAUAUCUUCACAGAAACAAAUCAGUCUAUAAAGGCAUAUAGUGAAGUGCAUAAAGAUUUAAAAGAAAAUAUACAAGAGACAGAGCAGAGGAUCAAGCAGUAUAAAGAUAUUAUAGAAAGCAAUUAGAUUUAUUGUCCAAAUUAUAAGUUUAUUAAAUAAUUUU